Messenger RNA from Trichomonas vaginalis G3, 351 nucleotides. Its product is annotated as Poxvirus D5 protein-like family. Lineage: Eukaryota; Parabasalia; Trichomonadida; Trichomonadidae. The coding region runs from base 1 to 351 and encodes 116 amino acids. The transcript has a single exon. The record is from RefSeq and is a predicted model, not a curated record.
AUGCAAGAUACAGAAUAUUUUGACGACUUAGCAGAAACUUUGACAUCUGACUUUUACAACCACUUGUUCUCAUAUUUCAUGACAUUAGAUAUUUCUAAGUUCAAUCCAAGACAAAUUCCACAUACCGAAGAAAGACAAACAUUGUUAGAAGCAAACAAGAGUGUUUAUGAACUGUUUAUAGAUGAGACUAACUUUGAGUGUUUAGAUGAAAGGUCAGUGUACGAUGAAUAUAAACAAUAUUGCCAAGAGUAUGGUUAUAUGACAGCGUCUAAACGAACAUUCUUGGCAAAUGUCAAAAAUCUUUUAGAUGUUCAGAACGGCGUAUAUACAAAGAAAAAUUUUUCUGAGUAA